UUAAUUUUUUGGAUGAUUUUUUAAGCUAUGACUCCAAAUGCUACUUCAAUUAGCCUAGAUUUAUUAAGAGGGAUUUUCCCUCACAAAGGGAAGGACGAAGAGCUCGAAGUAGUCAGAAGUGCAAACAUAAGAAUUUAUCAAAUAAAUUAAGGUAUGUCACAAUGAUAUGUUUUACACUUUGCAAUGAAUUUUCUGGCCUCUCGUUGCCUCAGUUACAGGGACUGAAUAAUGGCAAUGGCAGCUCAACGCACAUCUCAGCCAUACUGGUUUCUUUGGUUUCUUUCAAAAAGUUUACAGGAUAUUAGGUGCAUGCUACUCUCUGGGGAUAUAGGAUUUAGUUUAUGGUCAUGGGAUGUGGAGAGUUAGGAGCGCUAUUGAGCUUGGUGAAGGAACGGCAUCAGUAGUUCACAAUGGAAUUAUAAAAUCACAGCGGGUGCUUUUGCGGCCACUCUUAUCAUAUCAGUUUAGUAACUGUUUCUUAUGAUCAGGCCUUAACUGGUUGAUUCCAUGUGGUAAAUAUGGAACUCAUUCGAAUUCACACGAGAAAGAGGUAGCCCAGUUGGACGCAUUAGAAAAAAUUGUGUUUUCUCAAUGCCCUUAUCAUAUUUUAGGGCUACAAAGAUGGCAGUGAGGUUAAAUCCUCAUGAAGGUAAUUGUAUUUUUGCAAUUCCCUCGUCGGUUUUCAUUGUUCACAUGGUCAAAGAGAGUUUGUUUAAAGAGAUAAAUAUGAAAACUCUAACAAAAAACGUGGUUUCUAAAAGCUUCCAUUCUGAAAUUUCAAUGGCAGCAUCUAAAGCAACAAUAGCAGUUUUGAUCGAGAAGAACAAGCAAAACCUAAAAGAGAUUAACUCAGGUUUAGGAAGAGUUCCUGCAAGAACAAUUUUCGCACAGUCAAAGCCCAAAGGCUCAAUCGCCAUAUUUUCAUGCGUAGGAGAAGUUCCCACAUGGGCAAUUCCUGCACAGUCAAUCAAAAAAAGCCCGAUUGAGAUUUACACUAGUUCCAGGGAAGUCCACACAAGUGCAAUUUCUACAAAUUUAAAUCCAAAAGGGCCAUUUGAGAUGUACUCAGGUUUAGGGGAAGUUCGAUCAAGGAUGAUUUCUGCACAAUUGAACCAAGAACGGUCAACUGAGGUUAACUGCAUUCUACAAAAGAACCCUUUUUAUAGAAACUGCAUAUUUGCAAAUAAGAAAUCCUUUUCCGGGACGGUUGCACCGGGAUCAUGUAUGUUCUAUCAGGCAAGGGCUAUUUCAAUAGUGCCUCAAAAGGCAUUUGUGAUGGCAUCAAACUUACCUCCAGAGUAUCAAAUGCCUACAGUGACAUGGGGUGCAGUGCAGGGGUUAAAGGAGAAGCUUGCUUCACAAUCAAUGAUUUUUGAUUACUUGAGAAGUUUGGGGAUUGUGCCUGACGAGCUGGAAGAGGUGGAGCUUCCAUCAACAGUUGAUAUUAUGAAAGAAAGGGUGGAAUUUCUGCAGGGAAUGGGGCUCAAUAUCAAGGAUAUCAACGAAUAUCCGCUCAUGCUGGGAUGUAGUGUGAGGAAGAACUUGAUCCCUGUGCUGGAUUUUUUAUAUAGAUUUGGUAUUGAGAAACCGGACCUUCCAGUUUUGCUUAGAAGAUACCCUCGAUUGUUGCAUGCUAGUGUUGUUGUAGAGCUGGUUCCCAUUAUUAAGUAUUUAAGAGGGCUUGACAUUGAGAAGACUGACAUUCCAAUUGUGUUGAGGAAAUACCCUGAGGUUCUGGGAUUCAAACUUGAGGGUACAAUGAGUACUUCUGUAGCUUACUUAGUCAAUAUUGGAGUAAGCCCUAGGGAUAUUGGGCCUAUGCUGACAGAAUAUCCUCAGAUAUUGGGCAUGCGAGUUGGGACAAUAAUCAAACCAUUUGUUGAUUAUCUUAUGAGUCUGGGGUUCCCUAAACAAAUCAUAACUAGAAUGAUCGAGAAAAGACCACAUAUUCUUGGAUAUGAUUUGGACGAAACAAUAAAACCAAAUGUAGAGCACAUUAUUAGUGUUGGUGUAAGGCAGGAGGCUCUUGCUUCUGUAAUUGCACAGUAUCCACAAAUUUUGGGACUUUCUUUGAAGCCAAAAUUGGACUCCCUACAGCAAUUUUUCAAGUCUAAUGCCAAGGUCGGUCCUGAAGAUUUUGGCAGAUUGUUGGAGAAAAUGCCACAGGUUGUUAUUCUUCGUCCAGCUGAACUUGUAAAGCCUGUAUAUUUUCUGAAGGGACGAGGUUUUGCGGUAGAAGAUGUAACAAAAAUGGUUGUUGCUUGUCCUCAGUUACUUGUCCUUGAUGUGGAAUCCAUGAAGCUCAGUUUCUAUUAUUAUAAGACUGAAAUUAAGAGGUGUUUGCAGGAGCUUGUAGAGUUUCCAGAUUACUUUACAUACAGCUUGGAAUGGAGAAUCAAACCUCGUUUUCGAACAAUAUCAAGCAAGGGCAUAAAAUGUAGUCUACCGUGGUUUCUCAACUGUAGUGAUAAAAAAUUUGAAGAAAGGUUGGAGGAUUUGGAUAUUGAAAUUGAUGAAAGAGGACCAUCUUUCAGUAUGGGUGGAGCAUUGCAGUUACCUGGGGAUGGAAAUGAUUCUGCAGGGGAAUUUGAAGAUAGCGAGGAAGAAAUGUCAUACAUAAGUACAGGCUCUGUUAAUAAAAAAUAACUUGCUUUCUGUCAAGA
Cryptomeria japonica (Japanese cedar) is the source of this 2663-nucleotide messenger RNA. Its product is annotated as transcription termination factor MTERF4, chloroplastic. The transcript has 2 exons. The record is from RefSeq and is a predicted model, not a curated record. NCBI's taxonomy places the organism in Eukaryota, Viridiplantae, Streptophyta, Pinopsida, Cupressales, Cupressaceae. Gene Ontology annotation, biological process: regulation of DNA-templated transcription. Bases 592 to 2646 code for a protein of 684 amino acids. Gene Ontology annotation, molecular function: double-stranded DNA binding.